GAUGAUGGUGAUGAUGCCUACUCUUCCUCAGGCGUUUGAGUUCAAUGAGUGGCUGCUGCUGCAGAUCCAUGAACAUGUUCACUCCUGUCAGUACGGGAACUUCCUGGCUAACAACCAGAGACGGAGAGAAGAGCUGCAACUCAAAGACAGGACUCACUCUCUGUGGGCGUUUCUGUUGAGUGAGGGGCAGAACUACCUAAACCCCGCCUACUGCCCCGCCUACGCAGAGACACACCCCGUCCUAGAACCCUCCACCCUGCCCUGCCACCUCAAGUUCUGGAGGAAUAUGUACCACCAGUUUGAUCGUUCCAUGCACCCCCGUCAGUCUGUCCUGAAAAACGUUCUCACCCUGAAAGAGAGCAACCGCCAACUGGAAGACACAAUAAAGAAACUGGAGGCUAGACUACAGAAGCAUGGCAUCAGCCCCCCCACCCCAGACCCCCAGGCCCCCCCUAAAGACCAACGCACCCUCCCUAACCACACACGGCCCCACUCCCUCAUCCUGGGAGCCCCCCUCAGCCGUAAGGAGGCGCAGCAUCAGGAGGAGGUGGGAGAGGAGGCAAAAGAAUGCUGCAGUGUGCAGUGA
Salvelinus sp. IW2-2015 is the source of this 586-nucleotide messenger RNA. Its product is annotated as phosphatidylinositol-3,5-bisphosphate 3-phosphatase MTMR6. Lineage: Eukaryota; Metazoa; Chordata; Actinopteri; Salmoniformes; Salmonidae. Gene Ontology annotation, biological process: phosphatidylinositol dephosphorylation. The transcript has 4 exons. The record is from RefSeq and is a predicted model, not a curated record. Gene Ontology annotation, molecular function: phosphatidylinositol-3,5-bisphosphate phosphatase activity; phosphatidylinositol-3-phosphate phosphatase activity. Bases 2 to 586 code for a protein of 194 amino acids. Gene Ontology annotation, cellular component: nuclear envelope; membrane; cytoplasm.